CUACCAACGCUACCACAAGUUCCUGAUGGCCCUUACUCCAGAGCGCCUUUCGUGCACAAGUCUAGCAGCCAACACGAUCGCACCUCUGCAAUUGGCGACAUGACAUAUGAACGCCUCGAGUUCCUUGGAGAUGCCUAUCUAGAAGUCAUCGCCACUCGUCUGAUUUUCUCUCGCUACCCCCACCUUGCCGCUGGUCGUCAAGCACAGAUACGCGAACGUUUGGUAAAGAACGACACUUUGACUCACUUCAGCAUGGCCUACAGAUUCCAGGAUCGCCUCAAAGCCGGAGAAGGUGAGCGCGAACUUGCAAAAGCCUCUGGAAAGAUUCUAGCGGAUGUGUUUGAAGCCUACGUGGCUGCUGUCAUUCUAUCCGACCCAGUUGACGGCUUCAAGCGGGCGGAGAUUUGGUUAACUGAGCUCUGGGCACCAAUCUUGCUCAGAGAAUUCGGUCCCAUAAGCGCAGACGGAGGUGCAACCUUCAAUGAAUACAACCAAAACGCAAAACAGGAGCUGCAGCAGAAGAUUGUCGGCAAGGAUGUCAAGCUCGAAUAUGUUGAGAGCAGGCCGAUGGAGCAGACCAAACACAUGCAGAGAUAUUAUAUUAGCCUGUUCCUCACGGGCUGGGGCUAUGAAAAGCAACUUCUUGGUUCUGGAGAAGGUCAGAACAAGGUCGAAGCAGGCAAUCGUGCUGCUAUGGAUGCUAUGGUGAAGAACAAGGACAUAAUCGAUGAAGCUGCCCGCAAGCUCAGCGCUUUGCGUGAGCAGAGAAGGAUGGAAGCUGCGGCCAAGGAGUCCAACUCAGGUGCUGAGCCU
Molecule: messenger RNA, 813 nt
Organism: Aureobasidium pullulans EXF-150
Lineage: Eukaryota; Fungi; Ascomycota; Dothideomycetes; Dothideales; Saccotheciaceae
Exons: 1
Biological process (GO): primary miRNA processing; rRNA processing; regulation of gene expression
Cellular component (GO): nucleus
Molecular function (GO): ribonuclease III activity; double-stranded RNA binding
Source: RefSeq, a predicted model, not a curated record